This is a messenger RNA of Arachis ipaensis, 2846 nucleotides long. Its product is annotated as disease resistance protein RPP13. Gene Ontology annotation, biological process: defense response to other organism. The record is from RefSeq and is a predicted model, not a curated record. Gene Ontology annotation, molecular function: ADP binding. Lineage: Eukaryota; Viridiplantae; Streptophyta; Magnoliopsida; Fabales; Fabaceae.
AAGCAACUUGACAUUACUUUUUUGAAAUCGUCUUAUCUUACCCUCUCUAUUCAUACUGUGUAUGUCUUGCUCUUCUUCCCAGCUUUUAUAUGUAAUGUAACACACAAUCACUACUACUUUACUUCUUAGUUCUUAUGUGGUUAAUUAUAUGUGUGCCUUCUCUCUUAAUUACUGGAUUGUAAGAUGGUGGACACUGUUGUAUCCUUUGUGCUAGACAACUUGUCGCGGGUGCUUGUUAGUGAAGUGACAUUGCUUUCAGGUGUGAAGGAUCAAAUCAAACCCCUAAGUGAAGAACUUAAGUUCAUGAACAUUUUCAUUAAGAGUUCUGAGGGAAAACACGAUGAUCCCGUGGUGAGAGAAGUGGUGAACCAGAUCAGAGAUGUAGCAUACGAAGCUGAAGACGUGAUAGACACCUAUGUCGUCAAUGUCAACAAUCAAAGAAGCAGAAACAUGUUGGGAAAGUUACUCCACAGCAAAGACCAUGUGAUGACGCUUCAUGAGGUGAAUGAUCGGAUUACCACCAUCAAGAGAAGGAUCGAUGAUAUCUAUGAAAACAAGUCUAAAUAUGGCAUCCAACAAGGUGAUUUUGAAAGUCAUUUUAGAAACAAAGAAUUUGCAGAAGACUCAUUGCUUGCAAGAAGGAGGGAUGUGGAAGAAGAAGAAGUAGUUGGCUUGGUGCAUGACUCCGAUGAGGUGAUUAACCACCUCGGUAGCAGAGGAGAUUCGAGUCGUAAAGUUGUUUGCAUACUAGGCAUGGGUGGAUUGGGAAAAACCACUCUUGCUCGAAAGAUCUACAAUAGCGACAAGAUCAAGACCAUGUUCCGUGUGUGGGGUUUUGUGUCCAAUGAUUACAGAGCUGAAGAACUCUUAAUAAACCUUUUGAAGUGUUUGGGAUUAUCUGUAGAGGAGUGUAAAGAUUUAAAUGAUCAAGAAAAAAUGAAAGGAGAAGUCAGAAAACGCAUGAGUGGAAAGAAAUAUCUGCUAGUGCUAGACGACAUCUGGAAAACUCAAGUGUGGGACGAGUUGCAAGAAGCCUUUCCCGAUGACGACAAGGGUAGCAGAAUAUUAAUAACUACACGUGUUCAGGAUAUUUCUCACUAUACAAGAGCAACCUUCACUUACAAACUCCCAUUUCUUGAUGAAACUCAAAGUUGGGAAUUGUUUUGUAGAAAGGUAUUUUGCAAAAAAAAUUGUCCUCUUGAACUAGAACCUCCUGGCAAAGAAAUGGCUAGUGCCUGUAAAGGUUUGCCACUUGCCAUUGUUGUGUUAGCAGGUAUGGUUGCCAAAAAAGAGAGGUCACCAAGAGAAUGGCAUAAAAUCAAGAAUCAUGUUUCUUGGUAUCUUGCUCAAGAGGAGGAAUAUCGAAUUGUGACCAAUAUUCUGAAGCUUAGCUAUGAUGACCUUCCUCAAACAUUAAAGCCAUGCUUUCUUUAUUUGGGAGUGUAUCCUGAAGAUUAUGAAAUCCAUGUGAGAACAUUGUGUCAACUGUGGAUAGCUGAAGGGUUCAUUCAGAAAAAAGAAGUUGGACCAUCGAAUUCACCAGAAGUAGAAGAUAUUGCCGACAUGUAUUUAGAUAAGCUGGUGGAACGGAGUUUGGUGCAAGUUGCAAGUAGGAGAACUGAUGGGGGUGUGAAGACAUGUAGAGUCCAUGAUCUUCUCCGAGACCUCUGCAUUUCAGAGAGCAGCGAAAAUAAGUUUAUGGAAGUGUGUACGACAUUAGAUGCUAACAAGUGUAAUCCCCGUAGGAUGUCUCUCCAGUAUAGAGGAAACCUGAGGCUAACCAAAGAUAACCAAUCAUCUGCACGCUCUCUGCUUGUAUUUGGUGAAAGAACUAUCUGGAAGAGUAAAUCAGAAGGGUGGAAACAGAUAGAGAAUGGUUUCAAGUUGGCUCGUGUAUUGCAUAUGAACCUAGUGGAGCUACAUUCACAACCAAGUGGAUUGAAGUCAUUGAUCCAUCUAAGGUAUUUGAAACUGAUAGUAGGUUCUCUAAGAAUUGCAGGUGAUGUUUUAACUUGUAUAUGCAACCUUUGCAAUCUAGAAAUGUUGCAUCUAGAGUUUCAUCGUGACUCCGAUCAUUUAGCUCUACCAAGCAAAAUAUGGAAGCUGGAGUCAUUGAGGCGUAUUUAUUUUCGCCAACUGUAUGCAAAGUGGGAUUGUACUGGAGUAUCAAUGUUGAGUGUAGAAAAUGGGGAAACAAGUAUGGAGAAUCUCCAGACUCUGGGUUUCAUUCAUCUCGAUUCACAACUAGCAAGUGUCCUUAACAAGGGCAUGUUUCCCAACUUGACAAAACUAAGUUUAUGGCAACAUCUAAAUAAGUCAAAUGAUGAAAUAUUAGAGAAGAUUUUGCAGUGCCUAAACAAACUCCGUACGCUAAAGGUACAUAACAUCAGUAGGCUUCCAUUAGAUCCGAAUGUGUAUCCCAGGAGUCUCUCCAAGAUUACCAUAAGACGCCACUGCGAAAUAGACUCAAGAUUGAUCAAGACUCUGGGACAGCUUGUCAACCUGCAAAUCUUGAAUCUAGAGUUAGCAAGCAUGCAUUACGAUGUUAAUUGCGCGGCUGGGGACUUCCCACAGCUUCAAGUGCUACGUGUGAAACUGUACAAGAGGCUCCCUGGCAGGUGGAAAAUAGAAGAAGGAGGAAUGCCACAUAUUCGAUAUUGCGACCCUGAAAACCUGCUCAACCGUGAUCAAGACUGAAGUUAUAUUCAUCAUCUACAGUCAUUAAGAGAAAAGGACAAAUAGGUCCCUGACUUUUUGCCCUGCAUUGACUAUUGAAAAAUACUUUUAAGUCCCUGACCUUCACAAAACUUAGACGGAUCAGUCCUUAACGGAGGCAUUUGGACGGA